AGCAGAGACAAAUUAUCGAUUAAAUUAAAAUGCCACGUCAUUGUUCACUGUAAUCAACCCCAAAUAAAAUGCCCUAAUUUGAAAUCGAACACACCACCAAAAUUUGAAGCGCAGAGAGUAGUGAAAUAAAAUAGAAAAGAAAUGAGCAGCGGCAGCUUGUCGUCGGCGGGAGUGGCUGCGCCGUCUUCAUCAACAAUGGACGACGAUCACCAUCUGCAUCAUGAACUAGCUCUAGCGGCGGCGGCGGCGGCGGAUGUUAACGGAAUCUCGAUUCUAGAUAGCAAGGAUCAAGCCCUACUUGCUCUGAAAUCGGAUUUAAUGGCCAAACUCAAUAAAGAGGUCAAGUCCCUGGAUGAUGACAGCUGGAUGUUUGAUGGACCUCGAUCUUGCAUUCACCAAAUUCUGGGACCAGGUGGUCUUCGACACAGGCGUGCAGAAAUCUCAACUCGUCGUGACAUACAAAAAUGAUUUAGAGCUGGUAUCUAUUUUCGUCACUUGCAAGUGAGCUUGAUCUGAAAUACGGUUAUAUGGAAAGGUACUUUUACUGAAGAAAUCGUAAUUGUAGCAGUUGGCCUAGAAAUCUGUAUGUUUAUACAAUGUAACAAUAUCUUUUGAAACGAAACGAAAUGAACGUUUCUGAAACUUGUUCCAAUAAGUAACUAAUAUUUUCUACU
Molecule: messenger RNA, 674 nt
Organism: Erythranthe guttata (spotted monkey flower)
Lineage: Eukaryota; Viridiplantae; Streptophyta; Magnoliopsida; Lamiales; Phrymaceae
Gene: SAMBA
Product: valine-tRNA ligase
Biological process (GO): negative regulation of organ growth
Molecular function (GO): anaphase-promoting complex binding
Source: RefSeq, a predicted model, not a curated record